Carassius auratus (goldfish) is the source of this 1475-nucleotide messenger RNA. It is a transcript of the gene coq3, whose product is annotated as coenzyme Q3 methyltransferase. Gene Ontology annotation, cellular component: mitochondrion. The transcript is spliced from 6 exons. Gene Ontology annotation, molecular function: 3-demethylubiquinol 3-O-methyltransferase activity; polyprenyldihydroxybenzoate methyltransferase activity. Gene Ontology annotation, biological process: ubiquinone biosynthetic process. The record is from RefSeq and is a predicted model, not a curated record. Bases 86 to 1108 code for a protein of 340 amino acids. Lineage: Eukaryota; Metazoa; Chordata; Actinopteri; Cypriniformes; Cyprinidae.
UGAACACGCCACGGUCACAUUGGGAUUGGGUUAACUCUGAAGUCAGUGAUAAUAUAAGAUACAUGCGACGCAAUAAAAUGCAGUUAUGUACUCCAAGAAAUUAGCACGAUUAGCUUUUGGGCUGUUAGCAGAAUCUAAGUUUAAAUGCCCGUUAACCCGAAGCGCGUCCUCGAGAGUGAACGCAGUGCGGUCUGUGUGCAGCUGGACGGUGUGUCUGCAUCACAGACAGAAGAAUCAGCUGUCAGAAGGUUUCUCCCGCAGAUUGACCUGUAGAAAUGUCCGCACGGUAUCCCAGACUACUCUCGACCCCAACGAAGUGCGGAAGUUUCAGGCCAUGGCUAGUAAAUGGUGGGACUUGCAAGGAGAGUUUGCUGCCCUGCACUCCAUGAAUGACCUGAGAGUGCCUUUUAUCCGGGAUAAUUUGUUGAAUGUGCAUGGCAUCCAGGAGCUGGGCAAACCUCUGGCUGGACUGAGAAUUCUGGAUGUUGGCUGUGGUGGAGGCGUGCUGAGUGAGCCACUAGGGAGGUUAGGAGCAGACGUCCUGGGAAUCGACCCAGUGGAGGACAGUGUGCGGACCGCAGAGCUGCACUCCUCCUAUGAUCCAGAUUUACGGGAGAGAGUUCGCUAUCAGGCCUGCACCCUGGAGGAGCUUGCCGAAGAGGAAGUAGAGGGAUUUCAUGCUGUAGUGGCAUCUGAGGUGGUGGAACAUCUGGCCGACCUGGACGCCUUUGCCAGCUGUUGCCAGCAGGUGUUGAAGCCUGGUGGCUCUCUUUUCAUCACCACUAUUAACAAAACCAACUUGUCCUACGUUUUCGGGAUUUUGGCAGCAGAGCAGCUGUUAAGGAUUGUACCGAGUGGCACUCAUGACUGGGAAAAAUUCAUAAGCCCAGAGGAUCUGGAACGACUUGUGGAGUCUUUUGGUUUCUACGUGGAGGCCAUCAGAGGUAUGAUGUACAAUCCUCUCACAGGAGCGUGGAGCUGGCAGCAGAGCACGGCCAUCAACUAUGCAUUGCAUGCAAUCAAAUGCAAAGAAGAAUUCCAGCCUGGACAGGUCUGGGCUGAGAGUAAGAAUCUGGAUGAACCCGGUCAAACUACAAAUUAUAGUUGAGCCAUUAUAAUGUUGCAUCUGUUAAACACACCCCAUGUCUCAAAAUGUUGCAUAGUGAAGAAUUGCUGAACCAGUAAUAAUCGUUCUUUGCAUUGUAUUCCUUGAUAAAAAAAAAUAAAAAAAAUUCUCUGAGGCAUGAUUCAUAGGACCUCUUUUGUAAAGCUCUUAUUAAGUUGAGAAUUGUAAUUUGAGAUUGAAGCAGUUUUGAUCCACUCAAUUCACUUCAAAGAUUCAUUUACUUGCAUGUUUUUUGGUGUUGGUUGGUUCAUGUCAGAGGUCAAACAGACAAAGAGAAUUAUAUAAUGAUUUUUGACUUUGCACUUAAAAUGUAUAGGUGCUUAAUAAAAUGAAAGCAAUUGUGUCAUAA